Molecule: messenger RNA, 1824 nt
Organism: Brenthis ino (lesser marbled fritillary)
Lineage: Eukaryota; Metazoa; Arthropoda; Insecta; Lepidoptera; Nymphalidae
Source: the annotation of a GenBank genome assembly
AUGAAGGAUACAAAAAUGAGCACCCAUCUAUCAGGUGGUAGAUUGAAUGUUGCUAUUUUACAGGAAACGAUGAGAAAAGAAUUAUUAAACUUACUUCAACAAUGCGAAGGACCUAAAGUAACAAUCUGGGAUGAAUGGCUGGCAGGACCAGUAGGACUUGUGGCUCAAUACUCUUUACUUAUGGAACAUGAAGUAGCUGAUAUGUUCCCCCUCAGACCAGGGAGCUUGCCUACAAUAUCUGUUAAACAUAUUAUAUUUAUUGCCAGACCAAAAUUAGCCAUGAUGGAUCUUGUAGCUGAUUAUAUUCUUUCAUUGAGGUCUAAGCAAAGUUCUCCAGUGGAAUUCCACCUAUUUUUUGUGCCUCGUAAGAGUGAACUUUGUGAGAAACAUCUAAAGAACAGAGGUGUUCUAUCUAAUCUUGUUCUACAAGAAUUUAAAUGUGAUAUUUUUCCAUUUGACAGUGAUGUUAUGUCAUUAGAACUACAAAAUGAUUUCAGAGAAAAUUAUUUGGAAGGAGACCCAACUUGCUUGUACAAUGCAGCACAAGCUCUACGUUCAAUACAACAACUGUAUGGAAUAAUACCUCGGGUGUAUGGAAAGGGACAAGUAGCUAAACAGGUGUGGGAUCUUCUCUGUCGGUUAAACAAAGAAGAGCAUGGUCUAGGACCACGGGGUGCUACUACAUCCUGUAUCGACCAACUUCUGUUAUUGGACCGAGCUAUAGACUUCACUAGUAUUAUGUGUACUCAACUUACUUAUGAAGGACUUAUAGAUGAGAUAUACGGCAUAAAAAAUUCCACGGCGACGUUCCCCGGCCAUAAGUUUGUCAGUCCGGACGACGCGAGCCCCGAAGUGACCGCACGGGAACGGAAAAGGAUCAUAUUGAACUCCAGCGAAGAGUUAUUUGCGGAAUUGAGAGACGCCAAUUUUGCUACGGUGGGAACAGCAUUAGCUAAAAAGGCCCGCGUAAUUAAGACACAGUUGGACGAGAGGCACAACGACAAAUCAGUACAAGAGAUCAAACAGUUUGUGUCCCGCCUACCGCAGAUGUUGGCCAACAAGCAGUCCUUGGCCACUCAUACCGCCAUCGCCGAAUAUAUUAAAGAGACAACUGAUUCGUUCGAGUUUCACGACACAAUACAAUGCGAGGAAGAUUUCUUGAACUGCAUUGAUAAUGAGAAAGUCUGCACUUUUAUAGAAGAUCUCAUUGCUCAAAAAGCUCCUAUUACUAAAGUGCUUCGCCUCAUCUGUCUGCAAUGUGUGACGGGUUCAGGAUUGAAAGCCAAAGUUCUAGAGUACUACAAACGCGAGUUAGUUCAAGUGUAUGGACUCAAAACGUGGCUAACACUUUGUAACCUUGAAAAGUGCGGACUGCUCAAACCGCAAUCAGGGACAAGACAGUAUGCUGUGUUAAGAAAGACAUUACACCUAACGAUGGAUGGGUCGGAAUUAGAUACAAAAGAGAAAAGCUUCCUCUCAUGUAAAUAUGUGCCGCUGAGUGUACGUCUCAGUGAGCAUAUUGCUAAAAAUAAGGGAUGGGCUGGUAUUGCAGAUGUCUUGGGUUCUCUUCCAGGUCCAACAAUAGAUGAACUCCAAAGCCUACAACCUCGUAUGACUCGACGCAAUUCUAUUUCCAGCGAAAAUUCGUCCUCCAUAGAAAGCCCUAAAGUUAUUCUAGUUUUCUUUAUCGGAGGCUGCACUUACUAUGAAAUAUCGGCUUUAAGAAAUAUCAGUCAGCAAGAAGACUCUAAUGUAGAAUUUGUUGUGCUAACCACAAAAUUAAUAAAUGGCAACACAUUUAUUGAAACAUUAAUGGAGUCUGAA